GGAGACUCCAGUUCCGAAUCCUCUGAAACUCGACGAAAUCCUGAAAUCGGAAAACGAAACCCUAAUUUCCUUUCCGGGAUUAUGGCGGCGAACAAGUGCAGCCGGUGUGAUGAGGUUCUCAAUUUGUACUUAACCGAGUGCAGGCACUCGACGGUUUGUUUUGGUUGUGGUAAGACUAUGGCGGAGGAGAAAGAAGCGUGUGCGGAAUGUGGAACCAUUGUCACGCAAUUGGUGAAGGAAUUUGAUCUUCGUAUUAGCUCGCCGGACGAUAAGAAGUUCUUUUUCGGAAAAUUCCCUCUUGGCACUCCGUACCCGAACUUCAAGAACGAUCACGCAUGGUCUCUGAGCAAAAACAGUCUCCCAAAUGAUAAUGAAGCGGGAUCGUCAAAGAAUGUGUCGUGGGUGUUGAAAGAUGAAACCGACAACACCGAGUACGUGGGACGUUGUGAAAAGGCAGGCUCAACAUCAGAAUUCUUGUUGAUGCGAGCACUUUUGUGGCAAUUCCGAAUGUUUCGCUUUGCGAAAGUAAGAGAUCUUGAUCGACUUACCAUUGAACAACUUAGAGCGGACGUGGCAAAGCGCGAAAAGGCCUUGGCUAAACGCGAAAAGCUCUUUAAGAAACACGAGGAAAAGUUUAUGAGGAGGUUCGCUAAGAAACGAAAGCUUUCCAGCAAGAAAGAAGCAGGCUCAUCUCCCAGCAACGAAGAAGCAGGCUCAUCUCCCAGCCGCGAAGAAGCAGGCUCACCUCCCAGCAACGAAGAAGCAGGCUCAUAUGAGAAAGGAGAGGAUUGGGAACAUGAGGAUGUUUUCACUGAUGACGAGGAAGUUGAUUUGGGUGAAAGCCUCGAGGCUCCAGAAGAAUUUCAAGAUGAAAACGAUAGAGAGCCAUCAUUCCUGAGCCAUUCCGGUAAGGAUAUGCAGAAUCUGGUUGCUGUGUCUGAGAAGAAUCAGAAUGAAUCUGAUGGAAUGAAAAUAGAUGUUAAGGGGAGCACAAGUGCAGCAGGAUCGAGCGAGAAGAAAACGGAUGUUGAGGAAAAAAGUGAUGUUGCGAUGGAAGAUUAUCAGGAUCGCAAUACUUGAGUCUGAGGAUCAGAAGGAAGGGGUGUAUAUAGUACGGAGAUUGAGGAGGAACAUUGUACAUAGCUAUGAGAUAGAGAGAGCGAUUCUUUUAGUCAUGAACACGGAUAUAAUAGUCUUGUGAGGAAGAGAGUGCUUGAUGGUUUUUUUUUUUUUUUGCAUUUUGUUGCUAUUCAGAAAUUCAUACAUGGCCUGAUAUAUAGGAACCAAAAACCAUAGUCUUACAGUUGUUUGAUAUGCUUUGUUCAUACACACACUCAUUAGUAAUCUCCUGCGUGGAUCUACUUGUAUUCAGAAAUAAUUGUCGUCUAAUGUUGAGCU
Molecule: messenger RNA, 1398 nt
Organism: Thlaspi arvense
Lineage: Eukaryota; Viridiplantae; Streptophyta; Magnoliopsida; Brassicales; Brassicaceae
Source: the annotation of a GenBank genome assembly